This is a messenger RNA of Cryptomeria japonica (Japanese cedar), 681 nucleotides long. RefSeq lists its product as uncharacterized. The transcript has a single exon. NCBI's taxonomy places the organism in Eukaryota, Viridiplantae, Streptophyta, Pinopsida, Cupressales, Cupressaceae. Bases 1 to 681 code for a protein of 226 amino acids. The record is from RefSeq and is a predicted model, not a curated record. Gene Ontology annotation, molecular function: nucleic acid binding; zinc ion binding.
AUGGAUGAGCUUCAUGCUGCACUCAUUUCUCAUGAGCAUAGAUUGAGAAGGUCAACAAAUCCAAAUUUGGAGCAUGCAUUCAAGACACAAGUCCUAAUCAGCAAUGGUAGAGGCAGGGGAAGAACAAAUUUCAAAGGUAGAGAAAGAAAUUCAUAUAGAGGUGGAAGAGGCAGCCCAUCAAAAUCAAGUGGAAGAGGUAGCAGCCCAUCAAGCUCAAGUGGAAGAGGCAAAUAUCAAACAUCUACUCAAAAUCAGCCCCAAAGCGAAAGGUAUGACAAAUCCUCAGCCCAAUGUUAUUAUUGCAAGAAAUUUGGGCAUUAUAGAAAUGAAUAUAGAAAGAAGCAAUAUGAUUCUAGACAGCAAAAUUCAAAUUUCAUCAAAGAAAACCAAACUCAGGAUAGCAUGUCCAUAGCUUGCAAUAUUGCAAAAGAAAGUGAGAAAGAUAUAUGGUUUCUAGACUCGGGCUAUAGCAAUCAUAUCAUUGGAAAUUUGGAAAUGUUUUCUAGUUUGGAUGAGAAUGUAAAAUUAGAUGUAACAUUGGGGAAUGACAACAAAGUUUCAGUUAUGGGUAAAGGAAGUGUCAACAUUCUAACCCAAAUGAGGGAGAAAAAGUAUAUUUCAGAUGUGUAUUUUGUUCCUGGGCUGAAACAUAACUUAAUGAGUAUAGGGCAACUCAUUUAA